CUCGUCGCACGACUCCAUCCGGGACAUUCAGCUGCUUCACAUGUCAGUUGGUUCAGCUGUCAAGACUUUCCUGCACAUAAAGAAGAAGCUCCGGCAGCUGCUCUGGUUUUAAACACUUAUUUUGCGAGAAGACAUGGCGCUGAUGGGAGUUCAGCUGGUGGUCAGCUUGCUGGCUGCCAGCAUUAUGCAGAGGAUGGCUCCGCAUUGCUCCUUUGCACGCUGGCUCCUAUGCAACGGCAGUUUGUUCCGAUUCAAACACCCUUCAGAAGGAGAGCUGUGUGCGCUGGCUGGAAAGCAGAUGCCCAAAUUAAACAGAAGAGACAGGAGACAGAAUGGAGAGAGCAAGCCUCUGACUGUACCCAAAGACAUUGACCUUCACCUGGAGAAAGCUCCAGUCAACGUAAUGGACGCUCUCGUGCUGCGGUUUUUCCUGGAGUACCAGUGGCUUAUAGAUUUUGCUGUUUAUGCAAUGGGUGUCUUCCUGUUCACUGAGUGUUACUACAGCGUGGUAGAUGCCAGCAAAGAGGUCAAUAUUGGAGCCAUCUGGUGUGUUCUAACUGUGCUUUUCAGUCUAAAGACCCUUCACACUCUGAUGAGCCACUAUUUCCGCUCUGAAGAGGGCGGCGAGCGCUCAGUUUGCCUUGCCUUUGGUUUUCUGUCUCUGCUCGUGGCCAUGCUGGUGCUGGUGGUCAGAGAGGACUACCUGGAGUUUGGCUUAGAGUCUGGAUUUUCCAGCCUGUUUGACAACUUGGAAGUUUUUGCCAAGCAGCAGGGCUACGCUGACUGGUCAAUCCCAAUGACGAAGCUGACGUUAAAGCUCGGUCUGGCUGCUGUCUGCGCUUACAUCGGUGCUCUCCUUGCUUUCCCCGGACUGCGUCUGGCUCAGACUCAUCUAGACGCUGUACAGAUGAACUCAGACCGCCCACUCAUCCAGAUUUUGCUGCACAUGAGUUUCCUGUCUCCAAUCAUUGUGUUGAUUCUGUGGGUGAAACCUAUUGCAAGAGACUUCCUGGCCAGUGCACCUCUGGGAAAGACUUCUGUCACAAUAGUGUCCAGUGCAGCGUUUGACAGCAUACGUCUGUGGAUCAUCGUGGUUCUGUGUGUUCUGCGGCUGGUGCUGACCCGCUACCACCUGCAGGCCUACCUGAACCUGGCUCAGAAGUGGGUGGAGCAGAUGAAGAGGGAGGCAGGACGUAUAGCAGCAAUCGACAUCCAAAGGAAGGUGACACGCGUGUUUUGCUACCUGACAGUAGUUACUCUUCAGUAUCUGGUCCCUGUUCUUCUAAUUCUGUUCUCCACACUGGCACUCAAAGCACUUGGGGACUUCUCCUGGGCUAACAGUGCUGAGGAGACCCCUGGGGUGACACCAGCGCUAGUGAUCCCCACAGCAGCUCCUGUCCUGCCUGGUAUCCUUGAUGACGAUGAAGACGUAAUGGAGGACAUGGAGGAGGACAUCCAGGCCACAGUAGCUCGUCUGUCAGAGACCUUCGCAGCGCUCCGGUCCGUCCUCACUCCCCUUUUCUUCCGAGGUUUCUUCGCCUUCCUCACCUGGUGGGUGGCUGCCUGCCAGGUCAUCAGCUCUCUGUUCGGCAUCUACUUCCACCAGUACCUCAUGCAGAACUAAUAACGAAGUGCCGUACUUCUCUACAUGCAAUGCAACUGCAGCUCUCCACUAACAUUAUGCUGUCGCUAAGGACCCUGCAGACAGCAACAGGGAUAUUUCAUUAAAACACACAACUACAGACAGGUUUCUGGCUGCAACAGGAAUUCCGAUCAUGUUGGACUCAGUCUGUUGGCGGCCUUGUUGUCGACUUUUGAGACCAGCAGGUUACUGGUGUCAAUGACACAACUAUUAAGAGAGAACUGGGGCCUGUAUCACAAAGCAGCUUCAACUUAGUUUGACUCACUCUAUUUUAGGUAUAUUUAAAGAGGUUUGGACUGGCAAUCUUGAUUAACCUGUAGCACUAAUCUACUUCUCAAGAAACAUAGUUGAUAUUUAGCUCGUUAGCAUAUGCUGCAUUUACGGUCCCUUUCAAUGCCUCAUAUUCUGUGCAAAAAUACGAACGUACACAAACUAGAACAUGCUGGAAUAAUGUUCAUUCUGAGCCACUUCUUUGUUUUCUGUUUAUAGUGCCAAUACCAUAUUUUGAACAUCAUUUUUUUUCAACAUACAAAUAAGUGGGUUCAAAGGAUACUGUAUUUUGACAGAAUUUUACACAAGCUGUAAUUGAUUAGUAUCACUGACUCUACCUUUAAAAGUGAGUCUGCUAAUCCAAGCACAUUCAUGUUCACUUUCAUCAUCAAAACAACUGUGAUUGGAAUAUUUAAUAUGACACACCCCAGAGCAUAAUUAAACGGUUAAAUAAGAAGCUGUGUAAAUAGGAGAAAUGAAGGCACUAGAUGAGUGUAGGAGUUAUAACAUAGACCCUCCUUUAAGUAAAGCAUUUCAAACAUACUCAAGAGUCUAAAAAAAGUGACAUUUUGUUGCCUGUUAGUCUAAUUUUAAUCGAACCACGCAGUUUAUGAAAGUACAGAUAUAGAACAAAAAUCGAACAAAAUAAGUCCCGUAUUGAGUCUGUCUGGCCAAAAGUAUGUUGCAUUUAUCAUUUACUUAGCUAAUACUUUACUUCCACUCUGAUAAAUAGUGAUUACAACAACGCACUCAGUUAAUAUGGAGCAAUAAUAGUCAUUAAUUAGAUGGCAAAAUGGUGAUCUGUUUGUGGAAAGUCUUGUUUUAAACACAGUGGGGCUGCAAUUAAUGAAUAUUGUCAUUGUCUGUUAAUCUGUUGGUUAUUUUCUUGAUUAAUUCUUUCGCCUCUAAAUUGUCAGAAAACUGUGAAAAAUUGUUUCCUAAAGCCUAAGAUGAUGUCAUCAGAUGUCUGUUUUAGUACAUAACCCCAAAGAUAUUCAGCUUACUCUCACAAAACAGCUAAAAACUCAUAAUAAUCUAUUUUAACAUUCUGGAAUCAGAGAUUUAAACUGAUUAAUUGCUCAUCAAAAGACUUGAUGAUUCAUUUAAUAGCUGACAACUAAUUGCAGACUGGGACGCUUCCUUUGAUCAAAGUAAGCAAUGUGAUUUAACUUUUAUAUGAAAUCUUUCUUUUUUGACUUCAUUGUGAGCUCAGAACAUGCCAAGAUCCUAUAGAAGUCAUGACAGUUUUCCAGUGUUUUUUUUUUUUUCCUUUUCUGUUGGAAAACAGAAUUGUAUGAUGUCGUUUCAUGGUAACUUAGCUAGGUCAGCUUCUUGAUAUCAUAAAACCUGAAACAUCCCACUGAUCUCUCUUUGUGAUACAGGCCUCAGUGUCAUCUUCCAGCUACUUUUGCAGAACAUUUCUCUGCAACUUUUCACAUGUAUCUAUGCCAGUGUUCCCUGAAUUGUUCUCAAUAGAACUCUGUUAAAUGCUGCAUUUGAGAUAUUUAAUGGUACCAGGGCGGGUAUUCGUACUAGAGACUGAGUAAUGAGACAAUGUAUUUUUGUGAGGGGCCUUUUGUGGCCCUUAAAGAACCGAUUCAAGAGUGCUAAAUGUUUUAUUUCUUGUCUUUUCAGCUAUUUUUCUUUCUUAUUCUGCAGUGACGUAGUAGAGCUCAGAUCGUGUAACGCAGGUGAUGGAGAAUGAAUGCAGUUGUGGUUGUGUGUUAGUGUCUGAAAGCCAAACGCUUAAGAGCUUCUGCUUUUUUUUUUUCUUUUUUUUUAUCCGAAGUGCCUGGGAGCUCAGGAAUUUUUAGUCUGUUUUAAAGUCUCCCUCCUCCCUGUUCAUGCGUAUUUAGAACAAAUAGAAUCUAAUAUGUUAAAAUUAACACUCCAAACACAUUUCUGUUGUCUUCAAACACUACUCAUUAGCAACGUUUUAAGUUGCAGUGUCUUAAUUAGCUUCAUCAGCUUUUAGUUUCUGCUUUUUUUUUUUUUUACAUAUAUAGUCUUUUAGCCACGCACAUCAGCUUAAUCACAGCCUUCCUUCAAUCCGUCCUAGUCACUGUUUUAUUUAUUUAUUUAUGAUGCAUCGCCUCAAAUAACUUUUGUCAUCCGGAAAUGAUACAGAUUCUGUAAUUCUGUACAUUUCUUGUAUUCUGUGUAUUUUUUUUUAGAUAGCGUAUUGAAAUCGGAUGUUCUGAAAUCAUUUUACUGUGAAGUUCAUAUGGAAAUUUUUUGAGAUUUUUCUGAAUGCAUGGUGUGCAAUUUUUUUUUGUGUUGUAACCCAAUUGCUUUUAUUAUUAUUUUCUGUGUGUGUGUGCGACUUAAUUAAAUCAUCUCCUUUUUUU
Messenger RNA from Acanthochromis polyacanthus (spiny chromis), 4260 nucleotides. RefSeq names its product transmembrane protein 161A (gene tmem161a). The transcript has 11 exons. The coding region runs from base 134 to 1624 and encodes 496 amino acids. NCBI's taxonomy places the organism in Eukaryota, Metazoa, Chordata, Actinopteri, Pomacentridae. The record is from RefSeq and is a predicted model, not a curated record.